AUGCUUGCCGCGACGUCGUUCGGGUGGGUGGCCAAGCAGAUCGACCUGCUGACGGGCGACAAGGCUCGAAGUGCGGUGAGCAUCGAGAACAUCAAGGCAAAGGGUUUGAAGUCGCUCCGUGAUAGCAUGGUCGAGUACAUCUGCAAACGCGUCGCCGAAAAACGAUCUGCGGCGCUGACUUCAGGAGCCGUUGGAACCGCCGACAGUGCGAUUGAUGACGACGGCGCGGAAAGUCAUACGGCGCCCCAGGCAGCAGCUGCCGACCAGCACCAGGUGGACUUGCCGGUGUUCGGAGGAGGCGACGCCGCGGCAGGUGCAGGAGGAGGAGGAGGCGACGCCGCGGCAGGUGCAGGAAGGAAGGUUCAAGAUUCGGAGUCGUCGGAUUCGGACUCAGAGUCGAAGUCGGAGGGGGAGGAGGAGGACGAGGCGGCGAAAGAGAAGAAGGUCGAGGAGGAUCACGAAGAGGAGGAGGAGGAGGAGGACGAGGACGACAACGAUGAGGUGGUGGAGGUUGAGGAAGGGAAGGAUGAGGCGGAGAACGACGAGGAGGGGGUGGAGGCCGAGGUGCAGUACGAGCUGCAGUACGAAGACGGUACGGUUGUGGCGUUGGGGUCGGCGGAUGAAAAGAAUGAGGAAGCGGAGGAUGGCGAUGCGGGUAAUGCUACAAGGUCGGCAGAAGAUGGGGGGAAGGAGAAGGAUGAGGUCGGCGCGGAGGCAACGACGGAACACGACCAGGAGGAGGCGGCAUGCGAAGGUGGGAAGGUGUCGGUCGACGCCGGCCAAGGGGCGAACAUCACGGGCAUGGAGGAAGCAACUGGUCGGCAGGGCCCUGAACAGGUCGACGUCGAAGAACUGCUGCGGGAGAACUUCCUGUUGAGGGCGGAGAACGCUCGGCUGAAGGCGUUGCUCGAUGAGGAGCAGGCUCGGCUGGACGGGUUUUUUGUUGGGUUACGUGGACUCGUCGACCACCUUAAAGAGUUGGCCGAUCAGAUCGACGACACCGACAAGUUUGCGGCGCACCAGCUGCGAAACGCGACGGCGGACAUGUCGAAGACCAUCACGGGCAACAUCACCGGAGCUUCGACGAAGCGUGGAAGACGAUGA
Closterium sp. Yama58-4 is the source of this 1104-nucleotide messenger RNA. NCBI's taxonomy places the organism in Eukaryota, Viridiplantae, Streptophyta, Zygnematophyceae, Desmidiales, Closteriaceae. The record is from the annotation of a GenBank genome assembly.